UUUUCUCUCUCACUUUUCGUUUUAAUUCUUAUGUAGUUUUAUUUAAUUUGUCCCUUUCCAUUGUUUGGUUUUAUAGUGAUUUUUUAUGCUAGUUAAGGGAAGCUAUCCAAAUAUAUAGAAUGUAAAGAUAACAAUGACUAUAUUAUAAGAUACGUUUCAAAGUUCUUAUCAGCAAUUUUGGUCAAACAUAUAACUCAAUUAGGAGACACUUGAAAUGGUAGUGAAAUAUUUUUUUUUGAAUUGAAAAGUAAAAAUGGAUUUCCUAAUUCAGUUAGGAGACACUUGACAUGGUAGCAAAAUAUCAAUUUUAAAUAUCAUAAUAUAUAGUUACUUUAUGGUAGUGAUAAUUUUUUAUUAAUAAGUAUAUAUGUUAUUGUAAUAAAAUUAGUUUAUUUCUUUUCUUAGAGAGCCAACUCAGCAAAGCCUAUAAAUUUUACAAAUCUCAUAAUUUUUUAAAAAUUAAUAAAUGGUUUAUAUUUUUCACCUUCUUCAUAUUUAGAUAAAAUAUAUUAAAAUAUUUAAUUACUUAAUAAAUACUUUAUAAUCAGUACUCUAUUUUCAAUUUACUAAAUUUUGUACAUCAAUCAUUCUAUUGACAUAUAUUGAUUUAGCAAUUAAGAAUACAUAGUAAAAAGUAAAUAGAUUUUAAGAAUAAAGAAAAAAAUUCAUAAAACAAAAAAGAUUCAUUUACGAUAUAUUAGAUGUUUCAUCAAAUUAAGCCAAAAAGGUGAACCUUACGAAUUAUUCUCUCUUUCAUGGUACCAAGUUUAGUCUAAGAGUAAAAAAAAACUAUGGAAACCCAUAAUCAGCGAGUAUAUUUUUUUUUUUUUGUAAAUGAAAAGGGUUAAACCCGGGUCUAUUAAAGACACAGACCUAACCCCCGGGUGGAGGUACAGCCCACGGAUAGACCCUCUCCUGGGCAUUCAAAUGAGCCGAAAGCAAUAGCCCAUAUCCGUGUGGCCAGCGGGGUUCGAACCAGGGUUCGCCGUAUUGGGUUUAAUCCAAUACGGCGAACCCUGGUUCGAACCCCGCUGGCCACACGGAUAUGGGCUAUUGCUUUCGGCUCAUUUGAAUGCCCAGGAGAGGGUCUAUCCGUGGGAAAAUAAAAAAUAAUACAUAGCAAAUAAAACAGUAAACAAAAGAACAAUGAGCUUUUCUUGAUACUAAUCAUCUAACUGUUUACCUAGCACCAUUUCUGAGUUAUUAAACUGCAUGUUGUACAACAUGGAAAAACUAAAGUAAAUCAAUCUGCCAAUAACAUUCAGUAUUGCCCAUUUUUUGUGUAACCCCAACAAAACUUGUCAUUUCUAUUGAAUUAUUUAAUGGACAAACUGUGAAUGACUUAUAUAUCCUUUUGGAGCAACUAGGUUCUCCAGCGUAUAUACAUUUCACUCUUUAGGCUCUCCAUGUAUGAAUUCACUCACUGUCAUCCUUGGAUGUACUACUAAAACAUUAGGCAGGAUGGUGUUGUAGGGAUUAUAAGAAUCUAUGGAUCCUCACAUACUCUUACCUGAAAACCUGAAUUUACUUUCCGUUGGAUCCCCAAAGUCAAAUACAUGAUACAAAACUAGUAAAAAUAUUGAGCAAGUAUAUUUUUUUACUUUAAGAUUGACAAUAAAAUGAAUAGAACUAGACCGAUAUCCAAAAUGUGCAUACCUAUGAUUACAUUCAUUCAUUUAAUGAUAUCAUUUUAACCCAGAUUCAUUAUUUUUAAAUCUCAUAUUAGGAGUGUGAUCAGUGUAAUUGGAGUAAUUUGGAAUAAUUAAAAUUAGAGGUAAUGAAUAAAAAAUGAAAAAAAAAUAGAGGUAACUAGAGUAAAACUUUUACUCUUAUAAAAAUGAGAGGAAUAUCUUGUUCUACAAAUCCACUAAAAAUCAUUUCCUCUCACUGAACUAAAAUGAUUUUGAUAUGAUUUUUUUAUUCUAGAGUAAUUCAGCUUAAAAUUGUUUUUUCCUCAAAUAUUUUACUAGCUAUACAGUCACAGCCUUGGUAAGUUCUUUUAGGCGUGUUGUGCAGCAUUUUCUCGUAAAACAUUUAAUAACUACCAAAAAUAAUAUGAAUAUAAAUAAUUAAUUAAUUAUAGCAGUUCUCUAUCUAUAUGUGGUCGUCUCUUUAUGAGUUCUCUUUAUAUCAUCUAGUUUCUCCCUCUCUCAUUCUCUUUUUUCACGAAUCUAAUAAUAAUGUAAAUUCACAUAAAGAGAGAUUUAAACAUAGGAUGAAUUUGUGAAAUAACUAAGUUUGAAAUAAAAAUUGAGUGUAGAACAUUGAUUUUGACAGAAUUAAGUAUCUAACAAUUAAGUUUGAUUUGAGUAUGUUUUACUCCUUGGACUUACAAGUAACCGGUAAAGGAGAGAUGGUGAGAUGAUAUAUAUUUUUUUUUUUGAUAACUCUGGUAUCUGGGCAGCCACAUUCCCAACUAUCCCCCCGAAAGGGGUCCAGCGCCCCAACGGAAAGGAUGUUAAAUCUGUUGUGGUCAAGACUCGAACCCGGGUGGCGGACAGUACAGCUGUACCUCCUUUACCACCAAGCUACGAGCGCUUGGUUUGGUGAGAUGAUAUUGACAACAUGUAUGACCAUUACUUACCACGAACUAUUAUCUUAAAAGGAAAGAUACACAUUCUAUGUCACGUACUAAAUAACCGCAUACGUUUCAUUUUCACUGUGUUCAAUUUAAUAAGUGGACAAAAAUAAAACAUCCCUGCAGUAAACGGUAUUCCAUUAACUACUUAUUAACAAAAUAAUAUAGAACACCAAUUACAUCUCUACUCUAAAUACUUAACCCUAAUCACUAAAUUCUAAACCUAAAUAUAAAUUUUAAAUACAAAUAUAAACCCUAAGCUCAGAUAAAAUGGAACAAAAUCAAUAGUAUAGUAUAUAUUGGUAAAAUUAUGAAUUGUAUAUGCCUCCAUGUAAGAAGUUAUGUUGACUCCAACCUCAACCCCUACCUUCCAAUUACUAAACCCUAAACCCAGAAUAACUAAACCAUAAAUCCAAAUUUAAACCCUAAACCCAAAUUUAAACCCUAACCCAAAUAUUAAAAUCUUAAAAUAGUGCAUAAUAUUAUGUAAUAUUAAACUAUACUAAAUACUAAACUCUAAACUCUAAAUCCUAAUUACUUAACCCUAAACCUAAAUAAAUAGAUUAAGCUAAACCCUAAUCAAGGAAGUAUAAACCCAAAUAGAAUGUAUAUAAUAUGGUUUACUAUACCCAAACCUUUAUUAGUAAAUCUAAACCCUAGGCAGGAACCUAUAAACCCAAAUAAAAUAUAUAAAUUGUUUUCCAAUAUUAAACACUUGAAAGCACAUUUAAUUGGUUAGCAUGUUGCAUAUCUUAUAUUCCAUAUAGUCUAAGUAGUAUAGUAAACGAAUGUUUCAAAUAAUCAAAUUUAUCCAACACUCAAAAAUGAAUUUCAUAUUACAAUCAAUCACACAAAAUGACAAAGAAGAGACCUAUCAAAAUUAAAAACAUGACAUAUUAUUACAUUUUUAAGGAGUAGUAUAGAGAUAUGUCUCAAAUAGUACGGUAACCGUAUAUAGGUAGCUAUCUUAAGAAUAUAUACUAUACUAUUCAUUUCACCGAAUAUAGUAUAGAUGUUGAGUUCAUCUUCUUUAGUUCUUUUUUUAGCUAGGCUGAUACACAUUCAUUUCGUUCACCAUUAUUAUUCUUCACCACCAUAUAGAGAUCGUCUUCAUCUCCUCUCUUAUUCCCGACACGACGAUGCUUUUACCGACUCGUCAUCGUUGUUCUUCACCACUGGAUCUGUAAAACAAGAACAUAAACGAAAACAGAGUAUGGAAACGAAAACAUGAAUGUGAGAAUCAAUUGAUUUAAGAAAAAAAAAGAAAAAAAAAAUGAAAGAGUUGUGUUGUGUGCUCACCGACCAUGCUUUCAUCGUUGUCUUUUUUUUUUACCAUUGGAUCUGUAAAACAAAAACAGAAAUGAAAACAGAGUAUGAAAACAAAAGCAUGAUUGUGAGAAUCAAUUUAUCUAAGAAAAAAAAGGAAAAAAAAUGAAAGUGUUGUUGCGUGUGCUCACCGUCUAUGACUUCAUCGUUGUCUUUUCUUUAAAACAAUUGAUUGUUCUUUUGGUGAAAAGAAAUUCAAUUCAAAAAAAAUGUGUGAGUAAUGAAAACCUACGUUUUACUUUUUACAGUUACAAAUUAUUAAUUUAAUAGUUUUUUUUUGUGCAGAUUUCACCGGUUGUAUGUAAGGGUAUUGUGGUAUUAUUAUACAAAAGACACAAUACAUAUUUACAAGCUAGGUUUUUUUGUCAUACAAUGAAUUAUAAUUUGUUUGAAGGUUAUACAAUUCAAUUCCCGUUAAUGUCAGAAACAAACAUAACUGUUUAAAAAUAAUUAAAACAACAUUAUUCAUUGGUGCUCAAGAAAAGCAAAGAAAAGAGAAUGGAUUCUUUCAAGAUCUUGCUUCUUAUGUUCUUGGUGAAGAACUUAAGUUUCUGCUUCGCUGCUGAAGUGCUGAUCCAUAUGUUUUUCUAUAACUUCGAAGUUACCUACAUUACCGCUUCUCUACUUGGUGUUCCUCAACAGGUUUAGUUUCUUCUUCUUUCUUUCUUUUUCUAGAUCUUUUAUUUCUGCUUUUGGAUUUACAAUUAAAGUUUGAACAUCAUUUUCCAAUCAAUUUAAGAUUCUGUGGGAUUUAAGAUUCUGAAGUUGUUUAAUUAAAGUUUGAACCGUUUGGAUUCUGCUCGUACAUUUAUCCACAUUUUUAAAAAGGAUUAUUUAUUUAUUUAUUUAUUUAUUAUAAGAGCAUCUUCAAUGGUUUGGCUUCAUUUUUAUUUUCAAAAGUUUAUUUUCUUCAAAAAAAAAAAAAGAAACAACAUUCACUCCAAUAGUUUGCUCCAUUUUUUUAUUCUAAAAAAUAAUAUUCUAAGUAUGGUUGCUAAAAAAAAAGAGAAUAUUCUAAGUAUAUUUCAUCUCUCCGUUAUCAUUAAUUACUAAUAAAACUUUAUACUUUUCAUUUUUACUAAUUUUACUUAACUAUUUUAUUUUACCAAUAAUCCAACAUAAUUAUUAUUUAAUAUAAAUUAAACACUAUCCACUAUAAUGAGUUUAUUACAUAACAUGAAUAAACAAAACACAAAAUAUCAUAUUUUGUAAAAGAGAAACAUAUAUAUAAUAUCAUAGUUUGUAAAAGAGAACCAUAUAUAUAAUUUUUUCUACAAGUGAUUAACAAAAGUAUUUAGAAUUAAGAGAUGAGAUUAUUUAUCUUGGAUUCUUUUUAAUCGAGUUAAAAAUUCUUAAAAAUGAAUAUUCAUAUGGUUUUCAAUAUAAACAUCUGAUUAUAUGAAAAUAAUAGUCAAAAUUUUGAAAUCGAUUGGAUAAUAUUAACGUAUAUACUUUAUUUUGGCAAAAGAUAAGAAUCAGUAAAAAUUAAGGAUCAAUUCACAAUAUAAAAAUUUCUUCUUAAAAAAUGAAGAUAUGCACAGUAAAUUUUUAAUUUUGAAGCAACACUAUUCACGGCUUCAUUUUGAAGCAAAACAUGAAGUAAGGUUGGAGCAAAUCUCACUUCAAAAUGAAGUAAAAAGUGAAAAAAAAGUGGGAUUGGAGAUGAUCUAACAUUUAAUUCCAGUGAGUUAAAGAUCUAAGUUUUAGUUUACCAAUAGAAUUAUAUAUAAUUAGUAUUCACAUUCUGUUAAAGAUUGUGUCAAAGUUUGGAUUUUCUUUCUGGGUUUUACUUGUAAUUUAUCGACAUUUUACAGGAAAAAGUUUUAGCUUUUUUUAUAUAAAAAUCUUAAUUUUGAAUGUUGUAUCAAAGACUGUUCACACUUUGAUAAAGUUUAUAUAUUUGUAUGUGGGUAUUACUUUAAAAAAAAAUCAGAUUUCUCAAAAGUUUCAAUCUUUAUGGUUUAAGCCAAUACUUAAUUCAACAAAAGAACGUAUUUGACUCUGACUUUCCAGAAAAUUUCCAGUGCUUUUAAAUUGUCAAAUGGUUUCUUGUUUAUAGAUUUCUCAAAGGGGUGGCUUAAAUUUCAGCUGAAUGAAUGACAAACGUUUCGGUCUUUUUAAACCAUCAGGGCCAUGUUCAUUUGUACAUCUGAAAGAUGCAACCAAAUGGUCAAUUUAGAUCUUUUAUUCUCCAUAUGGAUCUUGUUCGUUUCUAUAUUUCGUGUAUGCAUCCAAAUGAAUCAUCUGACUACAAAUGUUUGUUUGCUUUUUAUUUUUUCAACUUCCAUCUGCAUCUAGUUAAAUUUGUUAAUAUAUUUGUUUUUUACUUUUUUGGCGAAAAAUAGUGUUUUUACGUUUUUGGCGGAAAAAUGAGUUUUUCUGGUUUUAAUGAAAAAAUGUGUUGUUACGGUUUUGACGGAAAAUACAUUUUUACGGUUUUGAUGAAAAAGUGAAUUUUAUGGUUUUGGCGGGAAAGUGUUCUUUUGCGGUUUUGGCGAAAAAAUGUGUUUUUGCGGUUUUGGCCGGAAAGUACGUUUUUGGUUUUGGUACGUUUUGCAGUUUUGGUGGGAAAAUCCUUUUUUACCAUUUUAGCGGGAAAGUACAUUUUUACGGUUUUGACGGACAAGUGCGUUUUUGCGGUUUUGACCGGAAAGUGUGGUUUUACGUUUGGCUGAAAAGUGCAUUUUACGAAAAUGUGUGUUUUUACGUUUUUUGCGGACAAUGCAUUUUUACGGUUUUGGGGAAAAUGUGUGUUUUCGCUUUUGACGGAGAAAUGUAUGCAAAAAAAAAUAGGAAUUUGGUUUGAAAUUAAUAUUUUUGGUUUUAAAAUGUUAUUUUUUUCGCUCAUCAUUUUGGACUAAACUAGAUGCAUCCGCGUCCUGAUGCACCUUGAAAACUCACUUUCAUCUAAGUGAGAAUUUGAUAUGAUUUUCUAAAAUGCAGUUGGGUGAUCCAUCUGAAUGUUGUAUUAUAAUGCACUAAACGAACAUUGAUUUGCAUCUUCAGCCAGAUGGAUCAGCUGGGUGAGCAAACGAACAACACCUAGAUCUAAAACAACACAACUAGGAAUUUAACUUCAUAAAAAAACAACCUAAAUUUAUCUUUUAAUUGUGUUGUCAAGUCAUUGCUAUAAAUGGAAAGUUCCCUGGUCCUACCGAUUUCAUGUAACAUUGACAAUUGUUUGAUAGGCGGAUGUAAACGGGGAUGAAUGUGCCAAACUAACCUCUAACAAUAAAAAAAUCAAUCUUCAAAUUUGUGGUAGUAGUAAUAAGAAGAUGGUUUUGGCAUAAAAGUCAAAAUUGACCUAGUCAAUUUCAAAAUCGUUCAGUGAGUAAACCAAUUUUGGGGUAAAUCUUUUCUUCAAGCAACAUAUUCAUUCAAUCCACAUUAAAAAAAAAAGAGAGAAAUUGACAACACACAGAGAACAGAAGAGGUCAGAGCUGCCUCGAAGAAGUCCGUAUAAUGAGACUGUUAGGAUAUACAGCUAAUGAGAACGCCCCUUCUUCUACACACAGCAUUAGCCAAGACACCGACCGACAUGAGGCAGAGACGGCAGCUUCAGAUCCGUGGUGAUCGUCCUUCACCUCUCAGUGUCCACAAAGACUCCCACAAGAUUAAGAAACCUACUCCUCAUCGAGAGCCGGUGGUGGUCUCCUCGCCCAAGGUCAUACACACCCCAUUGAAGGAUUUCAGAAGCGUCGUCCCCCGACUCACCGGGGUUGACAACUCUGUUUUGGAAUUAGAAUUCAUUUCCGCCUUUGGACCAUCUGCCUCCAGAGGUUAUCAAGUCGUAACUAUAUACAGGAGAGGUGACAUAAGCAAUGAUGAUUUCAAUAAGGUCGUCAGGCGACUCACAAGGAAUCUUAACUCUGUUUCAGACCUUAGCAACUCUGCCUCUGAGUUUAGCACACCUGCUGCUGCAUCAUCCGCCUUGAAAGAAUAUGAUGUCGUUUUGAGAUACAGAAGAGGUUGCAUAAGCGACGACAAUUUCAUCACCCAUCUUCGUGCAGCCUUCUACCGGAGAGGGGUCUCUCUCCGUGAAGACAUCGAUGAAGUGGACGCAGUUCCAGAAUGUAGGGUUUUGAUCAUAUUCUUAACCAGCACAUACGUCCCUUCCAACCUCUUAAACAUUGUUGAACAACAAAGUAAAAAGCCUCGAGUGGUUUAUCCUAUUUUUUAUGGAAUAUCACCAUCUGAUUUGAUCAGUAACCGCAAUUAUGGGAGACCUUUUCACCAAGACGAGGCAAAAAGGUUGCAGGCUGCUUUGGAGGAAAUAACUCAGAUGCAUGGCUACAUAUUGACAGAUAAGUCCGAGUCUGAACUUAUAGAUGAGAUUGUCAGAGAUGCUUUGAACGUGCUACGUUCCAACGAAAAGAAGAAUAUGAUUGGGAUGGAUAUGCAGAUAAAGGAGAUCCUGUCACUGCUAUGCACUGAGUCUCAAGAUGUUCGCCGCAUAGGUAUAUGGGGUGCGGUUGGUAUAGGAAAAACAGCCAUUGCUGAAGAAAUUUUCCAUAGAAUCUCUGUCCAAUAUGAGACUUGUGUCUUCCUCAAGGAUCUCCAUAAAGAAGUCGAGCUAAAAGGGUACGAUGCUGUGAGGGAGGAACUAUUGUCUAAACUUUUAGAGGUAGAACCAGAUGUCAUACGUACUUCAAACAUUAAAGUGAGUUUCUUGAGGAGCAGGCUCCAGCGUAAAAGUGCCCUCGUAGUUCUCGACGAUGUGAAUGAUUUCAGGGAUGUUGAAACCUUCGCAGAGAUGCUUAGCUAUUUUGGUCCAAGAAGCAGAGUAAUCAUAACGUCUAGGAACAGACAUGUUUUUAUACUAUCCAAAACCGAUUAUGUCUAUGAGGUCAAGCCAUUAGAAUUUCCUAACUCUCUACAUCUUCUGAACCCCGGAAUAUUUCAGAGUGGUCUGUCACCCGAGCUUUACAAGACAUUGUCACUUGAGUUGGUCAAAUUCUCAAAUGGAAAUCCUCAGGUUCUUCAGUUCUUAAGCAGAGAAUGGAAAAGUUUAUCCAAAGAAAUUCAAAAAUCUUCAGCCAUUUACAUUCCAGGUAUAUUCGAAAGAAGCUGUUGUGGGCUUGAUGAAAACGAAAAGAGUAUAUUUUUAGACAUUGCAUGUUUCUUUAGAAAGAUGGAUAAAGACGACGUUGCAAUGUUGCUUGAUGGAUGUGGUUUCUCUGCACAUAUUGGGUUUAAAAACCUUGUUGACAAAUCACUGUUAACCAUAUCACACAAUACGGUGGACAUGCUCUGGUUCCUCCAGGCAACAGGCCGAGAAAUUGUUCGCCAAGAAUCUAUUGACAGGCCAGGAGACCGCAGCAGGUUGUGGAAUGCUGAAGAUAUUAGAGACGUAUUCCUAGACAACAUUGGCACGUCAGAUAUUGAAGGGCUUUUCCUGGACAUGUCGCAGCUGAAAUUCGAUGCAAGUCCCAAUGUAUUCGACAAAAUGUGUAACCUUAGACUGUUAAAGUUUUAUUUCUCCGAGUUGAUAGAGAACCAUGGAGUGUCUUUACCUCAAGGUCUUGAAUACUUGCCGACCAAGCUAAGGCUUCUGCACUGGGAAUACUAUCCUAUAAGCUCAUUGCCGCAAUGUUUUGAUCCAAAGAACCUCAUAGAGCUUAACAUGCCAAAUAGUUGUGUGAAGAAACUUUGGAAAGGCAAAAAGAGUCUGGAAAACCUUAAAAAGAUGAGACUGAGCUACUCCUCCCAGUUAACAAAGCUUCCAAGACUUACAAGUGCGCAAAAUCUCGAGCUUCUUGAUCUUGAAGGUUGCAAGAGUUUGGAAAGCAUUAGCCACUCUAUCUGUUAUCUUAAAAAGCUUGUUUCUCUGAAUCUGAAGGACUGCUCGAAUCUGGAGAGUGUACCAUCUACAAGUGAUUUAGAGUCUCUUGAGGUCUUGAAUCUUUCUGGCUGCUCGAAGCUAGAGAAUUUUCCGGAGAUCUCACCAAAUGUGAAAGAACUGUACUUGGGUGGGACUAUGAUACGAGAAAUACCAUCAUCGAUCAAGAACUUGGUACUUCUUGAAAAACUUGACCUGGAAAACAGCAGACACCUCGUGAUUCUUCCAACGAGCAUGUGCAAGUUAAAGCAUCUCGAAACGCUGAAUCUGUCAGGCUGCUCAAGCCUUGAGUAUUUUCCAGACUUCUCUAGAAAGAUGAAAUGCUUAAAGUCUCUGGAUUUGAGCAGGACGGCCAUUAGAGAGCUACCCUCCUCCAUUUCAUAUCUGAUUGCUCUUGAAGAAGUAAGAUUUGUGGGAUGCAAGAGCCUCGUAAGAUUGCCUGACAACGCAUGGAGCCUAAGAUUCAAGGUUGAAUUCCGUCAGAUUGAUACAGAGAAGUUUUCGAAACUGUGGAAUAGAUUAGAUUGGCUCAAAAAAGUUCACAUCUCUUAGGUCCUUCUUCUAUACUCCUUGUAAUUGACACAACAAAGAUUGUUGCUGUUGUCUACAAUGUGAAAUAUAUGAGAAGAACUAAGGGCUGAAUCCGCCUAAGUCUGAUUCUUUAUCUGAAUGUAGAGAAUGAUAUUUCAUUAUGUGAAUAUCUGGUAAAUGUUUGUUAUGUUACUUGUGUUCUUAGCUUUCUUAUAUAAUUUCAUGAUAUUGUUCGAAUUUGAUGCUGCUGUGGACUUGUUUCUUGAAUAUUUUUUUAUAGGAUUUAAUGAUCGAUCAUAACUAACAAGGUAUAAAGUUUUUUUUUCCGAAAAAUUAAUCUUAAAAUACAGAAAUAUAGAUGAAUUAAUUUGGGAUCUAUAAUGGGGAAGUCAUAUAUACCGCUGUUCUGUGGCGGCUCGAUCCAGGCAGCAUAAUGCAGCAUCUCGUUGGUGUUUGAAGAUUCAACACAAUAGCCGUCAUGUCUCUUACAAAAACUCCUUGUAUUUAACGAGUAUUUGACCGGACGAUCCGGGUUUAUAUGAGAAUCCCACACAUACACAAUGUCACUCAUAUCUCUUGGGAGCCCAUAUGUCAUAAUGCUUGAUUCAUCACUGAUAAAGCUGGACAAACCAUCACAUAUUUUCUUCUUUUCCCAAACCAACCUC
This is a messenger RNA of Brassica rapa (field mustard), 10939 nucleotides long. Its product is annotated as probable WRKY transcription factor 19. NCBI's taxonomy places the organism in Eukaryota, Viridiplantae, Streptophyta, Magnoliopsida, Brassicales, Brassicaceae. Gene Ontology annotation, biological process: signal transduction; defense response. The record is from RefSeq and is a predicted model, not a curated record. Gene Ontology annotation, molecular function: ADP binding.